Messenger RNA from Symbiodinium natans, 630 nucleotides. The record is from the annotation of a GenBank genome assembly. NCBI's taxonomy places the organism in Eukaryota, Dinophyceae, Suessiales, Symbiodiniaceae.
AUGGCUCGGCGGAGACCCCUUCUCGUCCUUGGCAUCCUGGCCGCGGUGGCUUUCCUAUUUCCGGGCCGCAUCCGAGUGCCCAGGGAUGUGGCAAGAAGAGGCAUCCCCGAGCUCUCGAAGUCCCAGGAGCUGCUCCACCAGCUCGCAGACGACAUGGACGAGCUGGCCAAGAUGCUGCCAGACGAGGGCGAAGAUGACGAUGAGGUCUUGCGACGAGAGCAGGCGCAGCAAGAGCCAUCACCAGCAGCCACCUCAGAGUCGCAGGCUCUGGCGACGGGCAGUGUGGAGGUGGGCCAGGUGGUGUCGGGCCUCGAUGUCGGUGCCCUGCAACCAGUGGGUGACAACCAGUACAUCGCCACAGUUGAACAGAUUCAGGCCAUUGUAAAUGACAAGGUCCAGAAGUACACGGCUGUGAUCAAGAGCUUCGAAAGGUACAUCAACGAGCUGGAAGAGGAACUUGAAAAGACUGAAGUCGAGCUGGAGAAGAAGGACCAGACAUUGCAAGAAGAAGCCAGGCUAAGGCAGGAAGCGCAAGCGGAAGUCUUGAAGCUGGCGGACGAGCGCGAGGAGUUGGAAAGGUCUCUCCUCAUGGCGCAGGAGGCAUGCCUUCGGACAUGGGACAUUCGGUAG